This is a messenger RNA of Pecten maximus, 2215 nucleotides long. Its product is annotated as vacuolar protein-sorting-associated protein 36-like. The record is from RefSeq and is a predicted model, not a curated record. Bases 41 to 1189 code for a protein of 382 amino acids. Gene Ontology annotation, biological process: protein transport to vacuole involved in ubiquitin-dependent protein catabolic process via the multivesicular body sorting pathway. Gene Ontology annotation, cellular component: ESCRT II complex; late endosome membrane. NCBI's taxonomy places the organism in Eukaryota, Metazoa, Mollusca, Bivalvia, Pectinida, Pectinidae. Gene Ontology annotation, molecular function: ubiquitin binding; phosphatidylinositol-3-phosphate binding. The transcript has 13 exons.
GCUUUUCGAUGAUAUCGAAGUAUGCGGAAACUGCAAUAAAAUGGACAGAUUUGAGUGGGGUGACGACAGCUUUAUUCCUGGUGAAAGACAAGUAUUACAGCAACGAGGGGUGGCUUUGUAUGAUGGAUAUGAUAAGACUUCUUUUCAAGAUGGAAUUCUGGUUUUAUCAACACAUAAGCUAAUAUGGAAAGAUAUAAGGGACAGGUCCCGUAUUUUGGUAUUACACCUUUCACUUGUUGUAUUUCUGGAGGAACAACCAUCAGGAUUCGCUAAAAGUGCCAAGAUUAUUGUCCACCUGAAUCCUGUGCCAAGUCAAAAAUCUCCUGGGCCUGUUUCUCACAGUGUCAACCACUUCAUCAGACUCUCCUUCAGGGAUGCUGGCGAAAGAGAGUUUAAUCAAGCUUUUUCUGAGCAACUUGAAAAGAGACUAUGGGAACAAAGUAUACCAACAGCAGUCCCUGCAGCGCAGAGCGGGCGACAUCGGGCAGGAAUUAUGGGUAUUGAACGAUCAUUGAAGCAAAAGCAAAAGGACACUGACAAAGAUAUCUCUAAAGCUUUUGAAGAUCUCAGUAAACUUAUGGAUAAGGCAAAGGAAAUGGUUAACUUAUCAAAAACAAUAGCAACAAAGAUAAAAGAACGCCAAGGUGAAAUAUCAGAAGAUGAGACAGUGAAGUUUAAGUCCUAUUUACUCAGUAUGGGUAUACCCGAUCCUGUGACCAGAGAAACACACGGAACUGGUGACAAAUACUACUCGGAGUUAGCUAAACAGUUGUCCAAGGUCCUAGAAAAUCAACUUCAGGAAUGUGGUGGAAUCAUGACAUUAACAGAUGUUUACUGCCGUGUGAACAGAGCUAGAGGAAUGGAGUUGCUUUCACCAGAGGAUAUGUUACAUGCAUGUGAAAUGUUGGAAUCACUGCGACUCCCUGUUAGAAUGAAGGUGUUUGAUAGUGGAGUGAUAGUUCUACAGCUACAGUCACACGAUGAGGAACGAGUGAUAAGUGAUAUAACAGAUUUGGUGAAGGAGAAAACAAAACUGACUGCUGACGAGUUGGCCCAGCUACAAGGAGUUUCUGUGAUAUUGGCCAAAGAAAGGCUAUUUCUGACAGAGAAAGUUGGUGGAAUUUGUAGAGAUGAGACAGUGGAAGGACUUAGGUUUUACAGUAAUUACUUUCUGACAAGAACAGAUUAAUGGGAACAAUUGAGAGCCACUUCGUCCCUUGGAUAUGAAUUAUAAAACACCAGUAAUGAUAGGACAUUUGGAAUGGAAAAUUUAUUUGUUACCAGUACAGCACACAUAAUUCAGUAGCCUCAUGGAUAUAAGUUUCGAUGUAAGCUUGUUACCUGUGGAUUUAAACAACAGAGUGUAAUCGUGACUGGAUAGUGGGAACUACCAACUCGGUGAUGACUUUAUUGAUGAGGUUGGAUAGAGGAAUGUUGGAUAAGUGGAGGCCAGAUCUAAAUUAAUGAUGCUUCAUAUUGGGAUAAUAAAUCUUUUUUUUUUCAAACUUUAUUUUAUAACAAUUGCAAAACAAGUUCUACGUGGUCAGUCAAGUGACCCUAUACCUUUUGUCCGACCAGGGGGUCGCGGUGGCCAAGUGGUUAAGGUGUCCCUGACACUUUAUCUCUAGCCCUCCACCUCUGGGUUGCGAGUUUGAAACCUAAGUGGGGCAGUUGCCUGGUACUGACCAUAAGCCAGUGGUUUUUCUCCGGGUAUUCCAGCUUUCCUCCACCUCCAAAACCUGGCACGUCCUUAAAUGACCCUGGCUGUUAAUAGGACGUUAAACAAAAACAAACCAAAAUUGUCCGACCAGAGAAUCCAAUCCCAGUCUCCUAGGUGAAAGGUGUGUUACCACUGUGCCACCCAACCAACAAAUUAUAUUUGGCUGGAAAGCAAGACAACUGGUUUACUUUUUAAUGGAAUAGCAGGAGAACAGUUUUGGCUGCAUGCAAUAAAGCAGUCUUAGUUUCUAUCCGUAUAGUUUUUUUGAGGGAAAUAUUCAGAGAUGUUCAUCAGACCAUGUGGUCACCCGCUAUUCCAUACAGAAGUAAGAUAUAUACAUUAAAUACCAUUAUCUAGGUAUCUAUUAUUAUGUGCUGUGUGGGAAAUGAUUUAUUUUAUAUUUUCUGAUGAAAUAAAAUAUUAGCGUUAGUUUAUUUGAUUGUACAGGGGUAUUAAUAGUGUAUAAUACAUAGUGAAAUAAAUUAUUGAUGUAUA